Molecule: messenger RNA, 1489 nt
Organism: Harmonia axyridis
Lineage: Eukaryota; Metazoa; Arthropoda; Insecta; Coleoptera; Coccinellidae
Product: proprotein convertase subtilisin/kexin type 5-like
Exons: 4
Coding region: 126-1295 (389 amino acids)
Source: RefSeq, a predicted model, not a curated record
AAAGGAUUCAAAUUUGUCAUUUGUAAUAUAUCCUGAUUAAUUUUUUAUUUCGCGCAUACAGCUAUAUAUUCCCGAUUAUCAACGGAUAAUAAUCAGUUCAAAUCCAGUUGAAGCGGAUAGAAAUCAUGACAGGAGCAACAGACUCUAGCCAAUGUCAUCAACGUGGCUUCAAUCCAGGGUACACCUGGCAAACUUGUGAAGACUUUCAAGUACCAGACAAUUCUGUUUGGUAUGGGAGGGAUGAUGAUGGCAGCGACAUUUUCUGUGGAAAAGCGUGGUGUGAUGGGGAAGAAGUCCCAGCCAAGGUCAUCCCCAACAGGAGGGAAUGCAGAGUAAUUGACAACGGUUGCGAGAGAGUUGUGCCUAACUGUAGGAAGGUAUUGAUAUGCAAUCAGUCGGGAGAAAAUAGUUGUGAAAGACGAGGAGAUGAUUGUCAUAGACAUAGGCACCAUCAUUGUCAUGAUGACACCUCAAGUUGUGAAUCUGAGACAGAGAAUACAACCACUACGAAAAAAUCAACUUGCUGUAACAACGAGAGCAAGGUUUUGGAAAAAAGUUCGAAAUGUUGCAGUUCUUCUACCACAACCAUCGUAAAGAAGGAUAAUAAGAAAAAAGAGAAGAGGGGAUCCAGAGGAGAAGAGUGUUGGUAUGAAAGACGUACAAGAAUGGUACCAAAAGUAACUGUCCAACCAAGAGUUCGUUAUGUUCCACAAGUUAUUAACGAACGUACUGUACGUUAUGUAGAAGAGUCUUAUGUAACCAGGGUAUGUGGAAGGAGACGAUGUGAACGAAGCUGUGAACCAUGUGAACCAAGUUGUGAGCCAUGUGAACCACGCUGUGAGCCGUGUGAACCGCGCAUUGAGCCAUGUGAACCACGCUGUGAGCCAUGUGAACCACACCGUGAGCCAUGUGAGCCACGUUGUGUGCCAUGUGAGCCACGUUGUGAGCCAUGUCAGCCACGCUGUGAACCAUGUGAGCCACGUUGUGAGCCAUGUCAGCCACGCUGUGAGCCAUGUGAACCACGCUGUGAGCCAUGUGAGCCAUGUCAGCCACGCUGUGAGCCCUGUGUAUCACGCUGUGAGCCAUGUCAGCCACGCUGUGAACCAUGUGAACCACGUCGUGAGCCACGCUGGGAGCCAUGUGAACCACGCUGUGAGCCCCGUGUGCCACGCUGUGAGCCGUGUGAGCCAUGCUGUAAUCCUUGCGAACCAUGUGGACCAUGUGAACCUUGCAAUCCAUGUGAACCAUGUGAUCCCUGUGGCUCCAACAGGAGAAAUAAGACAAUUCUGUACUAAACAUUAUCUACAAACUUGAUAUAGUAAAGACCAUGACCAGGCAACGAUGGAGGAACUCACAUUUAUUAUAAUAUAUUUAUAUGCUUGUGCUUAUUCAGUUUUGUUAUAUUUCCUUAUUGCAUUUUUCUUUGUUGGAACGUACAUAAAAAAGGUCUAAUAUUAAUAUCUGAAAUAUAAGUUAUCACAGACUAAAA